This is a messenger RNA of Trifolium pratense (red clover), 2273 nucleotides long. Its product is annotated as C-terminal binding protein AN-like. The coding region runs from base 185 to 2038 and encodes 617 amino acids. The record is from RefSeq and is a predicted model, not a curated record. Gene Ontology annotation, biological process: microtubule cytoskeleton organization. The transcript is spliced from 7 exons. Lineage: Eukaryota; Viridiplantae; Streptophyta; Magnoliopsida; Fabales; Fabaceae. Gene Ontology annotation, molecular function: NAD binding.
AUGCAAACUCCCUUUUUUAAAAAAGAAAAGUAAGAGAAAAGCAAAUUAGUAAUUUUGAAAACAAAAUCCUCCAUUUGUAAGCGCUUCCCAAAAACCGGCGAGCUCGUCAUAAAGCGAAGCCAUAACUGUAACUGAAGAACUCACUGGAAAACCACAACAGACCGAGAUCUAAUCCUGUGCGGCAAUGCCUCACCGUAACAACGCUACGCCUCUUCCCUUAAUCGUCACCCUAAACUGCAUCGAAGAUUGUUCCCUCGAACUCGAUUCCCUUUCCGGCGUCGCCGCCGUUGAACACAUUCCUCUCAGCCGUCUCUCCGAUGGCAAGAUCGAAUCCGCAGCUGCCGUUCUCCUUCAUUCACUCGCCUAUCUCCCACGCGCAGCUCAGCGCCGUCUCCGCUCUUACCACCUCAUUCUUUGCCUUGGCUCUGCCGACCGUACCGUCGACUCCUCUCUCGCCGCUGACCUCGGUCUCCGUCUCGUCCAUGUAGAUACCUCCCGUGCUGAGGAGAUAGCCGAUACUGUGAUGGCGUUAUUCCUUGGUCUCCUCCGCCGUACUCAUCUGCUCUCUCGCCAUGCGCUAUCUGCCUCUGGUUGGCUUGGCUCCGUCCAGCCGCUUUGCCGCGGAAUGCGGAGAUGUCGUGGCCUUGUCCUCGGGAUCGUUGGUAGAUCUGCUUCUGCUAGAGCUUUGGCUACUCGCAGUUUGGCUUUCAAAAUGAGCGUUCUCUAUUUCGAUGUUCACUCGGGACAAGCAAAAAUGAACUUCCCUCCUGCAGCACGAAAAAUGGAUACUCUUAAUGAUUUACUUGCUGCAAGUGACCUUAUAUCACUCCAUUGUGCUCUAACAAAUGAGACAAUGCAGAUUAUUAGUGCGGAAUGUCUUCAACAUGUAAAGCCUGGUGCUUUUCUUGUAAAUACUGGUAGUAGUCAGCUUUUGGAUGAUUGUGCUUUAAAGCAGCUUUUGAUUGAUGGAACGAUAGCUGGAUGUGCUUUGGAUGGCGCAGAAGGGCCGCAAUGGAUGGAAGCAUGGGUUAAGGAGAUGCCUAAUGUGUUGAUACUUCCACGAAGUGCCGAUUACAGUGAAGAGGUUUGGAUGGAGAUAAGGGAGAAAGCUAUAUCUAUAUUGCAAACAUUCUUCAUUGAUGGAGUUAUUCCAAAGAAUGCCUUGUCUGAUGCAGAAGAGAGUGAGGUGGAUGAUGAAAAUGAACAAUCUGAUCAACAAUACAAACAAAAUGCUCUACAAAUUAUUGUUAGAGAGCAAUUAGAUGAUGCUUACUCAAAUCCUGAAAGCUCCCAAAAGAAAGUAGGUGAAGUCAAAGAGUCUUCAUCCCAGCAUCAGGUUUCAAGUUUGACUCUGAGUACAUCUGCUCGUUCUGAAGGAAGGCGCAGCAGAUCAAGUAAAAAGGCCAAAAAGAGGCAUAUCCGUCAAAAGUCUCAACAAAAAUCAGAUCCUUCCGCACCGGAGAAAGAAGGCACGUCUCAUAGAGAUGAUACCGCUAUGAGUGGCACUGAUCAAGCUUUGAGCUCCAGCUCUGAAGACUCAAGAAGUAGAAAAACUCCGGUAGAAUCUUUACAAGAACCUAUUUCCAAUCAAGCUCUAAAAUCAAGCGCAAGGCUCAGUGAAAAAUGUACUGAACUUUUGAAAGAUGGAUGUAUUAUAGCUCUGCAUGCAACAGACCGUGCUGCGCUUUAUGUCUCAAGGCAAAGAGUUAAAGGCGGAGGUUGGAUCCUAGAUUCCAUGCCAGAUGUGUCAAAAAGAGAUCCUGCUGCACAGUUCCUUAUCAUCUUCAGAAAUAAGGACACAAUUGGCUUGCGAUCUAUUGCUGCUGGUGGAAAAUUAUUACAGAUCAAUAGAAGAAUGGAGUUUGUAUUUGCUAGUCACAGUUUUGAUGUUUGGGAGAAUUGGACAUUGGAAGGUUCCAUAGAUGAAUGGAGACUGGUGAAUUGUAGAAAUCCGUCGGCUGUUUUGGAUCAUGUAUACAUUGAGAUAUUGGCAGCUUCAGACGAAGAUGGAAUCACACGUUGGCUUGAAAACUUCUAACAUGAUAGAGUUUGUUGUCCAAAGUCUUUGUAGUAAUUUUGGGUUUGUAUUAUACUACUAAAAAAGGACGAGCUUAGUGUCACCUUGAUCUUUCAAAUGUUUGUUUGUGAAAGAUUGGAAUGUAAUAUUGUAGUGUAGAGCAUAACAUUAUUUCUUAUGCUUCUUUCUCUUUUAUUAAAAAAAAAAAUUAUUUGUUGUGAACUGUCUUUUAUUAAAAAAAAUCAUUUGUCGUGAA